UUUUCGUUGAGAAGAUUAAACAAACAUCGCAAUGCGGUCACAUAGUCAUUGUCGAUUUUUGGUAGCUGUUAAAUAAUAAUAAUUUCGUUUUACGCACUUUGUAGAGAUGAGCAAACAGCCGUCGUUUGUGUCGCGCAACCUGGUGGCCAUCGUGAUGAUCCCCAGUCUGGUGGGGAUCCAUCUGGGCUGGAGCUACAUGCAGAGCAACCGGAAACUGGUCACGGAGGCGGAACAGAUCGACAUGCCGCCGGUCACGUUUGCCAGGUUUGCGUGGAACAAGCUUACGGGCGGAGGAAGUUCGGCGGAGUGACAAACCUUUUUGUGAUGAGCUUAAGACAUACAAUCUAUUUAUUGUAUAGAAUAAUUAAAACUACUUGCAAACGGUAUGGUACAAUCAA
Molecule: messenger RNA, 398 nt
Organism: Drosophila santomea
Lineage: Eukaryota; Metazoa; Arthropoda; Insecta; Diptera; Drosophilidae
Exons: 2
Coding region: 107-310 (67 amino acids)
Source: RefSeq, a predicted model, not a curated record